AUGUAUUCAUUAUUGUGUAAGGCUCUACCUUUUAACACUAUAAGUGUAAAAAAUGCUAGAGGCAUUAGUUUAACAUUGUUCAAUAAGAAACAAACUAUAGAUCACUCAAAAGUACCUAUUAUUAAUGAAAAUGAACUUGAAGAAAUGUUUGUUAAGGGCAGUGGCCCUGGUGGAUCAGCAGUCAAUAAGAAUGCUAAUUGUGUUGUAUUAAAACAUAAACCAACUGGCAUUGUAAUUAAAUGCCAUGAAUCAAGAUGUGUUGAAGAUAACAGAAAAAUGGCUAGAGAUAAACUAGCUACAAAAUUAGAUGUGUUACAAAAUGGUAAUGAAUCAGUCGAAGCACAAAAAAAAGCCAUCAUGGAAAAAAAGAAUGCACAAAAAGAAUGGAAACGGAAAAAAUUAGAAACAUUAAAAAAAGAUUGGAUUGAAAGAGAAAGUAGUUUUAAACCUUAAAUUAUUAUAAAUUCAUAACUAUUAGUUUAGUAUUUGAGCUGUAAUUUGUUAAAAACUAAAUUAACUGUAAAUGUUAUUUUAAAAUUAGAAGUAAUUAUAUUAAGCAUUUAUUAAUUUUAAUUUUUUGAUUUAUUUUAAAUCAGUCUUAAUUAGUAAAAUGUAGUAAAUAUAAUUGAAUAAACAAUGUAUGUAUAGUACAGAAGUGCUAGGUUAUGAAAAUAUCA
Molecule: messenger RNA, 677 nt
Organism: Rhopalosiphum padi (bird cherry-oat aphid)
Lineage: Eukaryota; Metazoa; Arthropoda; Insecta; Hemiptera; Aphididae
Product: mitochondrial translation release factor in rescue
Exons: 1
Coding region: 1-453 (150 amino acids)
Biological process (GO): translational termination
Cellular component (GO): mitochondrion
Molecular function (GO): translation release factor activity
Source: RefSeq, a predicted model, not a curated record